Molecule: messenger RNA, 1209 nt
Organism: Aspergillus versicolor CBS 583.65
Lineage: Eukaryota; Fungi; Ascomycota; Eurotiomycetes; Eurotiales; Aspergillaceae
Exons: 6
Coding region: 1-1209 (402 amino acids)
Source: RefSeq, a predicted model, not a curated record
AUGAAAACCCAGAUCCCUUUAUUAGCGGCCUUGGUCGUUGCUCCAUCUCUUGGCUGCACGAUCCUCAACGGACAUAUUGAAAUCCAGUCCGGCUACCAAGGCGACGUCGCGCUCGACGGCGUAACCGAAGUCCACGGCAACAUUUCCACCGUUGAGGAUGGCGCCGAAGGGCUGGGCCUGUUCGAGCUGUACGAUCUCGUAACUAUCGAUGCCAUUCACCUCCAAGGGAUAUCUGGCGAUGUGCACCUCCCGAAUCUUGAGAGCAUUGGCGAUCUUGAGCUCGUCCAGAAGAAGGACAAGGGAGAGGCUGACCUAGGGUCUCUAGUGGAGGCAGAGAACGUGUUGGUCUUGGGCAGCUGGACGAGCACAAACUUCGAGUCGCUGAGAACCGUCGCGAAGGAGAUUCACUUCUGCGGCUCGACGGACUGUGGUAUCUAUCCUGACACUAAAUUCCCGUACAUCGCCGUGGACCUGCCGUCGCUGGAAGAGACGAAUCACUUCGAGGUGGCAGGAACAGUAAACAGUGUCUCCGUCCCAAAUCUGGAAGUAGUCGGAUACGCAGAUCAGUCUGCGAACGACGGCAGCCAGGGACUUCGCAUCAACAUCCAAGAGGGGGGUGAGACGCUUGACUUUGAUGCUCCUAAGAUGCACACCCUGACUGGAACGCUCGAGGUCUACGGGGGCGUCUCUGGACUAUCGAUGGGCGCCCUAGGCGAGACAAACGUUGGCGCCACAAUCAACGCGAGAGCCCCCUUGGAUAUCUAUUCCACUAUUAAAACCGCGAGACAUUUCUACCUCUGGCAAGAGAUACACUCUGUCUAUCUCCCCAAAAUGAAGGACCUGGGACUGGUCGACACCGGCUACACAUCAAAACUCGCCUGCAACGAUACGCUGUACCAACUAUGGGGAGCAGUGGCAGACAAUGAUCGAAAUCCCUGCCAUGGCUAUGAUUUCCCGCAGGACCCUGCGACAGAGGUGAACGGUACAAGUAGUGCGACUCCUAGUGCAACCCCGAGUCCUACCAGUUCAGGCAUCCCAGAAAGUACGAGUCAUGACGGACCUAGCAGUGAUACAAAUGCAAACUCUGACGGCUCCCAGGAUUCUGAAAAUGACACAGAGGAGGGCCCUGGCAAUGGUGCUGGCCGAGUCUUAGCUGCCCCGCUUGCUGCUGGUUUUGUUGUGAUUGGUUUAGGGUUGGGUUUGUUAUAG